Messenger RNA from Loa loa (African eye worm), 951 nucleotides. RefSeq lists its product as hypothetical. NCBI's taxonomy places the organism in Eukaryota, Metazoa, Nematoda, Chromadorea, Rhabditida, Onchocercidae. Bases 10 to 852 code for a protein of 280 amino acids. The transcript has 6 exons. The record is from RefSeq and is a predicted model, not a curated record. Gene Ontology annotation, cellular component: mitochondrion.
UUGGAGGAGAUGGAAGUAAUGCGACGUGGAACGAUGUUGCAUACAAGACGAUUAUGGGUGUCAUCAUACUUCAUGAAAGGUCAUUCGAAAUGGGAUAACAUUAAAGACACUAAGCUUGCAGCUAUGAUUAGCAAAACAAGAACAGCUGAACAAUUAAUGGCUAAAAUGAAGCGAAUUGUUCGAGCUGGUGGGCCUGAUCUCAAAUUCAACAAAGAUUUAGUGCAGUUACAGUUAGAGUAUAGGAAUUCAAACUUUUCGGAUGCAGCAUUUCAACGAGCACUCAAGAAUGCGCAACUACAACCAGUGAAAACAGCAAAAAUCACUGUACUCGGACCUUCUGGAUCAAUUUUUAUCAUCGAGUCGGAAGGUUUAUCACAAAAAAAGUUGCUGGAAUUCCUUGCAUCAUCUUUGGAUAAGAUUGGUGAUGGAUUUCAAUUGUCAAAAAACGACUAUAGCAGGAAUUUUGAGGACAAAGGUGUUAUUAUCGUCAGUGCUGUCAAAGCCAAUAAAACAUUAUCAUUAGAUGAGAUGGAAGAAAUUUGUAUAGAAUUGGAUUGCGAUGAUGUAAAUAAAUUUGAAGAAGAUGGAGCAACAUUUUAUGAAUUAAUGUGCGUACGGAGUAAAUAUGCUCAAGUAUUGGCUGUUGUUGAAAAAGAAGGCUUCAAUGUUAAAUGUUCUGCUUUGGAGCCACGCGCCAUCAAUCCGGUUGAAAUAGAAAAACAUGAAACAGAAAAGAUUAUCCAGUUUUAUGAAACGCUUCGGGAAAAUGAAGGUAUCAAUCAUGUUUGCGCCAAUAUCAGGCCAAAUUCUUUACCGAUAAGGCCUCUAAAGUUAAAAGUUGCAGCACAAUAAUUGUUCUGUUUGUGUAUUUAAUACCUGGAUGAAUGAUUCAUUUGCUUUUUGCUGCAGUUCGUAUAAUAACUACGAAUAAAUUCAUUGAUAUCAUGUCUU